UGAUGUUCCUCCAUCUGUGGUCUCUUGAGACUUCACGUUCUCUUCUUUCCCAACCAUGCUGGAGCUCUGAGAUCUGUUUCUUUCCAUCUUUUCUCCCAGCCCCAGGGCACGGCGUUUCUACAGGAUGAAGAGGACCUCCUGCUUCCUUCUCAUCCUCAUCCCCCUUCUCCAGCUGCUGAUCCUAGGAGUUGCUCAUGAUUCCUUAGACUCCAUUGUAGAUAAAAAGAUAAAGGAUGCUCUCAUUGGUCUAGAGCUCAAUCCCUCUGCCCACCAAAAGACAAUCUCAUGUAUCAGUGUCAAGAACUCAGGCAAACUGUCUUCCUGCCCUGCAGGGACUGUUGUCACUGGUUGUGCCUGUGGCUAUGGCUGUGGUUCCUGGGAUGUCCAGCAGGAAACCACGUGCCACUGCCAGUGUAACCCAGGAGACUGGACCACCGCUCGCUGCUGCCGCCUGAUCUGAGAAGGGGGAGAAUGAAAACCUAAUUGUUUGACCGUGACUGUAAUGAAACCAUGACGCCAAACAGGAAAACUGACACAAACUGUCCCUUUCAUUGGUUGCAACUCUCCUCCUUGGGUAAUAAAAACAACU
Vicugna pacos (alpaca) is the source of this 589-nucleotide messenger RNA. It is a transcript of the gene RETNLB, whose product is annotated as resistin like beta. Gene Ontology annotation, cellular component: extracellular region. Lineage: Eukaryota; Metazoa; Chordata; Mammalia; Artiodactyla; Camelidae. The record is from RefSeq and is a predicted model, not a curated record. Gene Ontology annotation, molecular function: hormone activity.